AUGCUCUUAGAGUUCCCCGUAGAGAUCGUUGAUAUAAUCCUCGCAGAGGUGACAGACAGAAAUGAUCUGAAGAGCUUAUGUGAAACUUGCACAGCUCUCUACAAACUUGCUGUUCCAUUCUUGUACAAAUCAAUCACCGUGAGGGCAAAGGAUGAGCUAUCUUUGCAGAAGAUCGACGUGGAACCAUUUUUGCGAACCUGCCACACCCCGAUCAAUCGCCUUAAGGGUGUCAAGGCCCUUGAAAUCACCUCUCAGUUCUACACGAAAAUCGGCGACCGGUGUACGCACAGGGAUGUCGGAGGUUCCCAGUAUGAACUAGUUCAGAACUUGAUGCCUCUGCUGAAGGAACUUAAAGAGGAUAGUCUACGAAGCUUUACCUGGGACUUGGGCACCUGUAUCCCACCCCAAAUUCUAGGCCCCUUUGGUCACCUUCCACUCAAGCAAAAGGGCAUUGAAUCCAUACGCCUGACCACAGACGGCGCGUGCGAGUGGAAUCUUUACGGCAAUUGUCUUAUAGACUUGUCGGAAUUCAAGAAUCUCAAGAGCCUGUCGUGGAGUGGAUUGCGUUCGGAGAAUGACUUUAGCACGCUUCACGGCGCUUUACAGCAAUUCUCGAAUCAACUCGUCGAGCUUGACUUGGAUCUCAUUGACUGGAACACAGUAAACUAUUUUUUGAUGGACCAAGAUGACUCGAGGGACUUCUUUGUCCGAAGGAUCCUGGCAAUUCCCCCUGGUGGCAGAAAAGGGAUGUUUUCUGCUCUACAAUUGCUUUCUUUGUCAGGAGUUUCCCUGAUCGACUUCCCAGAGGAGAUUACCGAGGCAUUCGAUUUCAAGACGCUUCGCUCGUUGAAGCUACGUCUGUGUCCUGGCUGGGAUGACUUCUUACAGCAUGCCUGUCAAUCGUGUCAACCGAUCGCUCUGAAGUCGCUGGAAAUCCAGAUUACUGACGAUAUUGAGGACAACUUCCGGGACACAAUCUCAGAAUUCCUGGAGUCAUUUGAGGGUCUUGAAAAACUCUUCAUUUCUACCAAUUCGGCCAGAGAUCCUCUGGACCUUUGGUACGCAGCACUUCACCACAAGUCCACCCUGCGCAGAUUUGUCCAUCACGUCAGAGGAGGAGCGAGCGAAGACGGGUUCAGCUAUGAGGAUAUGGACCGACCUGAUCUAUCGUUUACUCAGAAAGAAAUCAAGUCGUUUGGUGGUUGGUUCUUAAAUAACCCUCUUCAUAAGCUCGAUCUCGAAUGCAUCGGCUUUUCUUGUCGUCCUCAGUAUUUGGAAUCUCUUAUCAUUCCAUUUAUGCAAAAGCGCACGUUGAAAGUGUUACACAUACGGCAAUCAGGGCCAGAUCUGGAAAACUAUCCGAGCUGGGCUGUACAAUGUGACUAUUUCGGCCCAGACUCGGGUCUUUCGGAAGAGGAAGUAGAUCCAAUUCAAACACCAUCGGAAGAAGAAGACGAAGAUCGUGACAAUGAUGGCAUGCCAGGACCAAGCAAGCACAAGAAUAGCAGCAGCAGCAGUUCAUCGUCCGACGACGAGUCUCCGAAACUCAAACGCAAGUUCCAGGACUUCGCCCAUUGGGCAUUCGGACCUCACGGCAUCUCAUCGCUUCGUAUCAUUGCCUUCGGCGACUUCUCCUACGGAGGACGAUACCACCAGCACAACAUCCUGCUUUGCAGAAACACUUCCCCUGGGUAUUUCGGUCAGAAUUUCCGCCACCUUAACCAGGAGGAUCGAGAGCUGUGGGAUCUCCUUGAGGAAUACUCGGAUGUUCUCGAGGCUUGCCCGACUGGUAACCUUUUUGAAGACUGA
Messenger RNA from Rasamsonia emersonii CBS 393.64, 1809 nucleotides. RefSeq lists its product as uncharacterized. The record is from RefSeq and is a predicted model, not a curated record. Lineage: Eukaryota; Fungi; Ascomycota; Eurotiomycetes; Eurotiales; Trichocomaceae. Bases 1 to 1809 code for a protein of 602 amino acids. The transcript has 4 exons.